This is a messenger RNA of Trifolium pratense (red clover), 3899 nucleotides long. RefSeq names its product protein PLASTID MOVEMENT IMPAIRED 1-RELATED 1-like. NCBI's taxonomy places the organism in Eukaryota, Viridiplantae, Streptophyta, Magnoliopsida, Fabales, Fabaceae. The record is from RefSeq and is a predicted model, not a curated record. The coding region runs from base 136 to 3300 and encodes 1054 amino acids. The transcript is spliced from 3 exons.
GAAAACAUAUUAUUUUAAUUAAUUAAUAUUAACGAAAUUCUUUUGUUCUGAAUUUCUCUCUCGUUCGUUGUUGUUUAUCAUCAUUUCAAUUUCGAAUCUUCGCUCAUUCAUGUUUUCCAACGCCACACGAAGAUAAUGUUACCGAAAAUUGAAGGUGGUGGUGAAGAAUUGUUAAAAGAUGUUCAAACUGUAACAAAAACCCUUUCUAAGAAUUCAUCAAAACACAAUGAUCCAAAACCAAAACCUGAUAAAGAAGAUAAUAAUUUCAAAAAGGAUAAGAAAUCAUCCAUAUGGAAUUGGAAGCUAUUAAGAGCACUUUCUCUUACUAAGAGUAAGAAAUUUAAUUGUUGUUUUUCUCUUCAAGUUCAUUUCAUUGAAGGGUUACCUUUGAGUUUCAAUGAUAAAACCCUUUGUGUUCAUUGGAAGAGACGCGAUCAACAUUUCGUUACCCCUCCGGCCAAAGUAGUUCAAGGUUUUGCUAAGUUUCAAGAUAUUUUGAGCUGUACUUGUUCUAUUGUUGGAAGUAAAGGUGGAUCACACAAUUCUGCUAAGUAUGAAGCUAAGCAUUUUUCGCUCUAUGCUUCUGUGCUUGGUGUUCCUGAACUUGAUUUAGGGAAUCAUCGUUUAGAUAUAACACGCUUGCUUCCACUUUCGUUGGAAGAUCUCGAAGAGGAGAAGAACUCGGGGAAAUGGAGUACAAGUUAUAGAUUAUCAGGAAAGGCUAAAGGUGCUGUGAUGAAUGUGAGUUUUGGUUAUAUGGUGGUUGGUGAUAACAAUACUUGUGCUCCUAAUGUAUUGUCUUCGAGGCAAAAUUGUAUGGCUUUGAGUAAAACAGAUGUGUAUCCAUGUCAGUAUUUGUCUCAGGUUAUAGAUGAGGUGAAGGAUCUUCAUGAAGUAUUGACAUCAACAAAUUCAGCAAGGGCCGGUUCAACAGAUGUCAUCUUGGAUAAGAAAUUUGAUGAUGAAAACACAUGUAGUCCUCUGCACGAGAAACCUGAACUUGUACUAAAAGAGAAUGUUGAGCCGAUCAAAUUAAAUGUGUUUCAAGAAAACUUGGAGACAGGUGAGACAGUUGAGCCAGAUGAUAUUUUUACACCCGAGUCUGUAAAAGAGAAUUAUAAUGAAUGUGAUGGAUUUUCUGUUGUUGAUCAGGGUGUUGAGUUUUCAUCAAAUGAACAUAUUAAACUUGAGGAAUCCAUUGUAGAAGCUAUUGUUGAUAGUUCUAAGGAAAGCACUGUGGUACAUGAAUUUUCUAACAAAAAGGGUGAGUUAUACACAAAAGAACUUCUCCUACAAGAAAUAGAAUCAGCUUUAAAUUGUAUCUUGGAGUUAGAGAAAGUGGCAGCAGAAUCUCCUAAUAUUAUGGAAGUUACAUCUGAAAGUAAGUUCAGAAAGUCACACAGCUUGGAAUCUUUGGAUGAUGUUACCGAAUCAGUUGCUGGUGAAUUUUUGAGUAUGCUAGGUGUAGAUGAUAGUCCAACAGGCUUUAGUUCCGAAAGUGAGCCCGAGUCUCCGAGAGAGCGCCUUUUAAGACAGUUUGAGAAGGAAAUUGGCUCCGAGGGCUUCUCUUUUUUUGAUGAUGAUGGUGGUGAUGACGAUGAUGGUGGUGGUGGUGAUGAUGAAGAUGAUCGUGGCUAUGAUGCAUCUUUUGGAUCUGAGCAGUGGAAGUUCUCUACAGGUAUUAAGCCACCACCCAUGCAGGAAGGGCUUGAAAUUGAGGAUGUGAAGAGAAAACUAAAGGGCGACAUGCUAGAAGACAUGGAAACAGAAGCCUUAAUGCGGGAAUGGGGUUUGAAUGAGGAAGCAUUUCAGCAUUCUCCACCAAAAGGCUUUGCUGGUUUUGGAAGUCCAAUACAUCAACUACGUGAAGAGCCUCCUAGAUUACCUCCUCUAGCAGAAGGGUUUGGUCCUUUCCUCCAAACAAAAGAUGGGGGAUUCCUACGGUCUAUGAAUCCCUCACUUUUUAUGAAUGCUAACAGUGGGGGGGACUUAAUCAUGCAGAUUUCCAACCCUGUUGUUAUGCCUACAGAAAUGGGUUCAGGGAUAAUGGAGACUUUGCAGUAUUUGGCAUCAAUCGGAAUUGAAAAGCUUUCGUUGCAGGCAAACAAGUUUAUGCCUCUCGAAGAUAUCACAGGGAAGACGAUGCAACAAAUAUCAUGGGAAGCUAUGUCAAGCUUAGAGGGAAAAGACAGGCAAUGUCAUUUGCAGGAUGAUUAUGUGCAAAGGGACUUGAAAGGGUCGUCAUCUGGACUAAAGUCUGAUGAGUUCAUUUCAAGUUCAAUUUGCAACCACAGAGAUUCAGGUUUUUUUUCAUUGGAAGAUCUCGCUCCUUUGGCUAUGGAUAAAAUGGAAGCACUUUCAAUGGAGGGUUUAAAAAUACAAUCUGAGAUGUCGGAAGAGGAUGCGCCAUCAAACAUAAUUGCACAAUCCUUUGGAGAUCUUCCUUGUAUCCAAGCCAAGUGGGUUAACAUUGGAGGUUCUCUUGGUUUGGAUGGAGCCGCUGCUGUGCGGUUGUUGAAUAUUAAAGACACUGACGACGAAGUUGAUGGGAUAAUGGGAUUAUCGUUAACGCUUGAUGAAUGGAUGAGACUGGAUUCAUGUGAGAUUGAUGAUAUAGAUAAUAUCAGUGAGCAUACUCGCAAACUUCUUGCUGCACAUCAUGCCAAAACUUUUGACGUAAUCCGUGAGAGUUCAAAGGAAAGGAAGAAACAAGGCAAAGGUCAUGGAAGGAAAUGCGGUUUGUUAGGAAACAAUUUCACAGUAGCACUAAUGGUGCAACUUCGUGAUCCUCUGAGAAAUUAUGAGCCUGUUGGAACACCAAUGCUAGGUCUUAUACAAGUUGAGAGAGUGCUUGUCCCACCAAAGCAAAAGAUUUACUUGAAUGUGUGUCAAGUUGGGAACAAUAGUGAUGAGGAUGAUGAUGAGUCUGAAAUAAGAGCAAAGGUAGAGAUGAAGGACACGAAAGAGGAGAGUAGUACUAAAGAAAGUGGCAUUGAUCAGUUCAGAAUUACAGAAGUUCAUGUUUCAGGUCUUAAGAUUCAGUCACAAAAAAAGAAGCUUUGGGGUACAUCAAAUCAGCAACAAUCUGGUUCCCGCUGGUUGAUUGCUAAUGGAAUGGGCAAGAGUAAUAAGAAUCAAUUUACAAAGUCUAAGGCUGCGCCUAAAGUUGGUGGUGAUCAGGUCACCGCCACAAAGGUGCAACCUGGGGACACGUUGUGGAGCAUAUCAUCUCGUAUUUUUGGAGCACUGAAUACACACAUAAGAAAUCCCAAUAUCAUUAUACCAAAUGAAUCUAUAUAAGAAUAGGUUGACUAGUGAAUGUAUAUUCUUUCUUUUCUUUUUUAUUAUAAAUAAAAGGGACUAUUCUUAUGAAAGGUAGCAUUUGAAGAAGUUGCUUGAUUUAGCUAUCUGUUUCAGAACUCGAAUUGACUCGGAUCCUAUGUGAAAAAAACGUGAUGAAGUUAUAUAUACAAACUGGAUGGAUUCAACGGUAGGCAUAUUUUCUAACGUAGGCACAUGUUUCCGACUUGGUUCAUAUAUAAGACUUGAUGUGUUAGAUGCAAGUUGAUCAUAAGUUGAGUAAAUGCAAUGUUGUAUUAGGUCUGGGGAAGACAACGUAAUUGAUCAUAAGUGAAAAUGAAUAUUAUAAUCUAUCUAUAAUUAGAUAAAUUGGUUGGAUUCAACUGUAUGCACAUUUUCUUACCAGGCAGUGUUUCUUGCCCUUCUUCAGCGAGUUUAUUUUUAUUGAAAUGGUCAAUGCCUACCCACAAAUUUAAACUUGUAUUGUAUGAACCUACUACACAAGUUAACACAAUCUUAACUCUAACUCAGAUACAUCAAUGACAGCAGUUCAAGUCCUCGACUGCAAAAUAUCAUGCAUCAAAUCCGGCAUUCAAAUU